Molecule: messenger RNA, 8818 nt
Organism: Trachemys scripta elegans
Lineage: Eukaryota; Metazoa; Chordata; Testudines; Emydidae
Gene: LIMD1
Product: LIM domains containing 1
Exons: 8
Coding region: 726-2846 (706 amino acids)
Biological process (GO): cytoskeleton organization; negative regulation of hippo signaling; positive regulation of miRNA-mediated gene silencing
Cellular component (GO): P-body; nucleus; transcription regulator complex
Molecular function (GO): transcription corepressor activity
Source: RefSeq, a predicted model, not a curated record
UCCCCAGGAAGUGCCCGGGGCUCCUGGCAGCAGCCCCUCCCCCCCCGCACGUCCUGCAGCGAGACCCUGACCCCUCCCCGUGGCCUCUGGGCGGGGACUGACAAUCCCGCUGCUCCCCACUUCCCCGGGAGUGUGGACGGGGCCCCCAGCCCCGCGCGGCGUGAGAGACCUGACCCCAGCUCGCCCCUCAGGCGCUGCGCGCUCCCCCCGUGGCUGGGCCUCCCGCUGGGGAGGGAAGGGGUUUGCAGCCUGUUUCAAUGAGCCGCUUACAAACUCUCUCUUUCUUUUCUAGCCUCCGUCCUGCUAGUGGGCUCAGGCUGAGUAAGCCCUGAUUGCAGGGUGAACUGGAAAUCUCCUGGAGCCCUUUCAGAUCUUGCUUCUUCGAGGGGGGUGUUCCUCCCACCCCCAGAUUUACAAUAAAAAUUGAAGCUGCAUUUCUAGCAUCUUAUGGUAAGAAGAUACGGCUGCUUCUGACUCCGUUCUUACCGGGAGAUACAACCUGAAGUUUGUUUUUCUCAGUUUUUGCAUAUGCAAGAAAAUUGAUUAUUUUUACAAAGCACGUAAACUCGUGUAACCUUUUUCUGAGUCGAGGACCAAGCAGACGUGAAGCUGAGGAUCACAAAGUAAAGUGGAUUCAGUACUAACCGCUCCUACAGUCCUGUAUGGCUUGUAGCUUUCAUCAUUAAGUUUAGCUGUGGGAGGGGGAGGCUAGUGAAUUUGCAAAAAUGGAUAAUAAAUAUGAUGAUCUGGGCUUAGAGGCAAGUAAAUUUAUAGAAGAUCUCAAUAUGUAUGAAGCCUCCAAGGAUGGACUCUUUCGGGUGGACAAAGGUGUUGGCAACAACCCGGAAUUUGAGGAAACCAGGAGAGUUUUUGCCACUAAAAUGGCUAAAAUUCAUCUCCAGAAACAGCAGCAAGAAGAGGAGCUGAUGUUGGCUGACUCUGGCUCUCUAAAUGGUGGGGCCAGUUUCAGUGUCCAGCAGCAGUUUCCAAACCAUCCUGUGCCUGGAGUAGCUCCGGGGGCCAGUAAAUUGCAUUCAGGAGAAAAUAUUGCCAAACCUCCUCUGGCCACAGCAUCAGUGUGUGCAGCGCACCAGCUUGCUUUUCCACAUCACCCACAAGCUGUUCCUGAUGGGCAGCGAACAAAAUUAUACCAAGAUGGCAAAACAGCUAACAAAGAACAUGGCUGUAGAGAGAAUCUGGGGGAUUCUGAGGUCUCUGAAGGACAUGGGUUCCACAGAGCAGCCCAUGUGAAUCCCAGCACUGCAAAGCCAUCUUUUCCUUCUCUUCCCCACGGACAGCAUUAUAAUGAGAAUCAGACAGGCAUCCCUGCUUGGGGAGGAGAUGCUGGUAAGUUUUCCAUCCCCAAAUCUGGUUUGGGGAGUUUACGAUCCAAUGUUAAUCAUAGUGAUCAGCUAUCAAGGAGUCCUACAAAAACCCAAGCUGAUCCUCAGCCUUACCAGCAUCAGAAGUCACUGAGCUCCUGCAGGUCUUCUGAAAGUGGGUAUGGAAGCCAGGAAAAUGGGAAUGAGAGCAACAGACUUAGUCGAGGCUAUGACCAAAACUCAACUGGUCAGAGAUCUUCCUCUUUCUCACAUACUCUGACCCCCUUUUCAACUUCUACAGGGUUUGAUGAUGAGACAGCAGUGGGAUUUCCACAGCAGAGAUCUUCCUCAUUCUCAGCCCCAUCAACAUUGCCUGCACAAGGGUUUUCAGGUCUGUCUGAUCAAUUUAGCCCAAACCCUGAGAGUGAGAUGCUACCUUCUGGCAUACCACAUAAAACCAGUCAUGACCACUCGUUGUGGUACCAUGACAAUUCUAGUUCUUCCACGUCUAAUUCAGCUCCUACUCCAUUGCCUCCAAGCGUAGAUUAUCAGCAAGCCAGUGCUUAUCCCAAGUCUACAGCCCAUUUCAUAGUUCAUGGUCAAAAUCACAGGCUUAAUUGUCCUGGCUCUGGCAUAAGUCCUGAGGAGGAUUCCAUCAGCGUAGCUUCACAUGGGCCAAUGAUUUCUGAUGCUCCAAGGUCUCCAUUUAAAGAGGGCAUAAGCAGUCUGCAGCAUGACUCAGGACACCAGGAAAAUUCCAGUUCUACAAAAGUAAAGUUACCCUGUCAGACCCUCCUUCCACAGCAGGAACAAGGGCCGUCUACAGCUGAAUUAAAAUUAGAAGCACUUACCCAGCGUCUGGAGCAAGAGAUGGAUGCUCGUCCCAAGGCUGACUACUUUGGAACCUGUGUGAAGUGCAGCCAAGGUGUGUAUGGAGCAAACCAGGCUUGCCAAGCCAUGGGGAAUCUCUACCAUGAUGGCUGCUUCACCUGUGGAGCAUGCAGUCGAAAACUGAGAGGAAAAGCCUUUUAUUUUGUUAAUGGAAAGGUGUUCUGUGAAGAAGACUUUCUGUAUUCAGGUUUCCAGCAGUCAGCUGACAGGUGUUUCAUUUGUGGUCAUUUGAUAAUGGACAUGAUCCUGCAGGCUCUAGGGAAAUCAUACCAUCCAGGCUGCUUCCGUUGUGUGAUCUGUAAUGAAUGUCUGGAUGGAGUGCCAUUCACUGUAGACACGGAGAACAAAAUCUACUGUGUCAGAGAUUACCACAAAGUUUUAGCUCCAAAAUGUGCAGCAUGUGGACAUCCCAUUCUGCCAACUGAGGGGUCCGAUGAGACCAUUCGGGUUGUGUCCAUGGACAAGGAUUACCACGUGGAAUGUUAUCACUGUGAGGAUUGUGGGAUGGAACUCAAUGAUGAAGAUGGACAUCGCUGUUAUCCGCUAGAUGAACAUUUGCUUUGUCACUCCUGUCACCUGAAGCAUAUAGAGAAAGGCACAACUCCAGCAGCUAUGUACCAGCAUCACUACUAGUCAGUACUGCUAAUUCCCAGAAUUAGCCUGUCAGAGGACUUGUUAUAGUACACAUUUUUCCCCAGUUGAUUUCCAGUAUGCAUUUUCCCCAAUCAGUAAUUUACAGUAAGAGGAUACAGAGACAUUAGCUAGAUUUUUUUCAAGGUUUGUAUGUAUGUGAGCUCCACUCAUAUCACAAAUACGUUUAUUUGAACAUGUAAUGUUUUCCAGGCUGGUCGAUUUAUUUUCCCAUGCCUUUUUACACUCUCAAGAGCUCUUUGCUUUCACUUGGGAAGAUUUUUCAGUAGAAGGAUAACCAUCUAUCACAUCAGUGAGUUCAUAUGAUGCCAUGCACAAUUAAUAAGCCACAGACCUCUCUACCUGCCUGCUGAGAACAUUUCUUCAGUCUGUGAAGUGGUUUCUGACAAGCACGUUUCAUCAAAUCCCCCAAGGAUAUCAGCUUAUUAAUACUGAUUCUUAGAAUCUUUAUAAUUCUUUAGAAAAAGGGCUCUGUGCAUAAAAGCACAUUCAGACCUUUCAGUUUGUUCCCAGAACUCCGAUGCCAGCCCAGCUGUGAAAUGGUUGUGACGCAGAAUAGCAAUCUGAGCACAAACAAACCAGGCCUCUCACUUGGCUGCUGAAUGUCCACAUCCCAACAAUUAUUUUUUUUAAAACUGGAGCAAGAGAUACAAAGCCAUCUUGGCAAAUGUGGUCACCUGUGCUGCUGCUUGUGCAUAAGCAUGGUACACUAGGAUCACUUUGUUGUAUAAAGUCUGAGCAGCAAAUUACAUUUGAAAAGAUCUGGAUGCUGAAAAUAUGUACGGGAGGGCAAUCUAUCUCCCAUUAUCUCUUGCAAAGGUCACUUUAGAAAAGAGCUCUGUGCACACAGACACUUCCUAAGCCUUUCAUUUUAUCCAUGGAGCGCAGACAUCAGCACUGCUGUGAAAAAGGUGCAAGUCAAGAGGGCUCAAUACUCACUUCUACAGUGUUUAUCCAGCUCAGACCUGUUUCAUAACGGUGCCUAUUUAGAGUUCUGGGAACAGAUUCAAGAGCAUGAUGAAGGCUUUAUGUUUGCACAGAUUUAGAGCCUAACUCUGCAACUUGUGAGUAAGCCCGUUGACACACAUGGAUUUGCUCACAUGAAUAAGGAUUACUUACGUGAGCAGGGCUUCCAGGAUUAGAUCCUUAUUUUUUUUGUUCCGUUUAGAAAGCAAAAAUGGCAAAUGUUUUUCCUUUUUAAACACCCAUGCCUUUUAAUCAAAGAAAAUGCCUCCCAAUGGGUACACAGCUAUGUGUGUGGUAAAUAUGCGAUUGGUAUUAUUUACAGUACACAUACUGUGCGUAUUAAAGCUUUGCAGAAACUGGUAUACAGGUACAAUUUUUUUAAUUUAAAAAACCAGCUGUUUCCACUGCUGUUUAGUGUCUGUGAACUGACCUCCCCAACGUAUCCUAAGUGUAUUGAAGACUAAUUAAAUACUAACUAAAUCCUUUUGCAUCAGAGCUAAGCUAUUUAUUCAACCCUGUUUGAUCGUAUGGUGUACAGUUUCCUCCAAGAUCCACCAUGAAACAGUGCUGACUAAAUUAGCGAAACAGUGGUAACUACAUUCCAGGAACGAGCCAGAGCAAAGUAGCAAUACUCUUCAACCAAACAUCUCUCCCAAUAACAACUUUCUGGCGCUAGCUAACUGCUUGAAGUUUAAAAAAAAAAAAGGGGGGGGGCAGAUUCUGCCACUCGUACUCCCAUUUAAUAGUAUCUUACUCCAGGAGUAGUCCCACUGAAACGAAUGGAGAAAUAAAGUAUUACUCAGCUAACGGUGGCAGAAUCUGACUCACAGUUGAUGAUAUUCUGAUAUAUACAUUUCUCCCCCCUCCAUCCUUAGCUUAGAACUGAGAGAGCCCAGUCCUGAAAGUGCUUCCUACAAAUUGCUGAGCAUGCUCAACUUCACUUUGCAGAAUUGGGGGCAGCUGAUGUUUUUUUUUCCCCCCCUUCACCGAAUGUCAUGAGAGGGGCAUUUUGUCCCACAAAGCAAUAGCUCUCAGCAUCCCAGCCAGUCACUUUCUGUCACUAUUUCCAAUGACAACAGCAAACUUCCAGGUGCAGCAGUCACUUUGUCGUGAGGCCAGAUAGGGCUCUUUCAGAGCUAUUGAUCAUGCUGUUCCCUGUUUCUUGUGGUAGAGGAUGCAAGAAAGCAGGCAGAUUGCUCCAUUUGCCUGGAGACCAUGAGACAAGCAACUUUCACAUCUCCCCACUCUCCUUUCAUCCACCUCACUUUCUUUCUUCCUCUCUCUCCUAUGCACACACUCUCUAAGAUUGUCUAGAUUAGUGGAGGAAACUUUUGCUGAGUGUUUUUUAACACCUUAAAAUAUUAAUCUGCAUUAACAACUUACUACAUAUCUUCAUUUGCCACAAUGUGAGUAGAAAUAAACAGAACCCAGCAAUAGCAGAUUUUUAUGCUGAGAUUGUUCAGCCAGGCACGGGUUUAAUCAGUUGCACAAGCAAGCGUAGUCAGUGGGGAGGGUGUUGGUUUAACAGCUGCAGGGGAGAACUACGAUACGAUUAGUAGUGAUGGGCAGGUUUCCAAUCCGAUGCCUCAGUUUGCCCUGACUGUCCUGCUCUAGCCAGAAACCAGGCAAGGCUCUGGACUCUGAUUUUGGCCCAGGGCUUGGUCAGAUCAGCAAACACCCCUACAGAGCACAGCAAACUGAUAUUUAUGACCCAUCCAUUAGGUGAAUGCCUCUGCAUGUACUUCAUUGUGACUGCUGCCCUUUGGGACGAUGCCACUGGAAUAAGGUUGGCAAGCAAGUCCUCUAAUGAAGGCCAGAAAGGAUGGUUGGUUAGGGCUGUUCAGCAAGCUUUGAACAAGUGGGGUAGUUUAGCUCUGAAGCCCCAAUAUCCCCAAAGACUUACAGCCUCCAGAUGAGUGAGUGAGGAAUAUUAUUAAGGACUGGUAGUCACUGCACUAGUAUUGAGAGAAAUAUUCCUAUGUUAGUGCCCUUGACUCUGAGGCACGAUGGGGGGUUUUUACUGGUGAUUUCAGCAGGAGCAGAAUCCGCUCCAAGAUGUACAAGGACCAGAACAUGGAACUGGGGGGCUCACUAUGCAGCUGUUGAACAACGGCCGGGGGAGGGAGGGCAGGAGGGAUGCUGAUGCAGCGGCAGUGCUAUACACAAGAAGGCUGAGCCAGGUGUAGUAAAACGUAAGGACCAAAUCCUGCCAGGUGCUGAGCACCCUGGACUCCAUUUACCGUAAUGGAAGUGGAGGCUGCUCUGCUCUGCACAGGAUCCAAGCCUGUAGUGCUUGCAGCCACACCCAGUAGGUGUUUGAAAAAAGCAGUUGCAAUCUAAGAUUGCGCCAAGGUACUUGGGUGGAAAGCAACUAUAGUAAAUUGGCAACUAAUGAACAUCACUGACUAUUCCUUGUAAACGAAAGCAUUCUGACCGGAGAAUAUAUGAAUAACUUCAUAGGGAUGAGGCAUAAAUGCCAGGCCUGGCACGACUGCUCUUCCUCAAGAGAUCAGUAAUCCCAUGGCUAAGUUUUAUUAGUGAUACUGACUUUCCGAAAGCCACCGGUAUGCGUGCAUUUCUGGUCAUAAUGUGGGGAAGAUGUGAAAACACUAACAAGAACUGGACUCUUUUAAACACAAUAGACUCCUCAGUCAUUUAGGGCAACAUCUGAGUGAUGCAGAAUAGAGAUGAUUGGGUUAUUUUGGGCUGCAGUCAGACCAGAGGAAAAGCCAUUUCACAAGAAGUCUGCUUGUUGUUAAUUUAAAAAUAUACCCAUGGAAAACUAGUCAAUGACACUCAAGUACAGGACAACUUACUGAUCAAUAGAUAUUGGCAGCUUCUUCUUGGGUUUAAACUGACACUCUCUUCUCUAACACUAAGAGGGGAGGGAAAUGAGAGAAUGAAAAGUUACUCUGUGGAAAGCCUCUCUUGGCCUGUCAUUCUGCUCUGAGUUACACUGGAGAAGAUUUCUCUGAACUGAUGGAAAAUUCAGCCUCCGGUUCCACAUGGUGUCUUGUUUCUCAUGCGAGCAAUCCCAGAGCCCUCAUCAUUGGGGAAAUGGAGGAUUGUCCUACUUUCAUUGUUAAAGUUCUAUAAAUUAUGAGUGAUGUGAACGUUUUUUUUUCCUCCUGGUGUGUUUACAGAGAGCUAGGCGGCAGCAUUAAGCAAUUGGGAAUGGAAUGUAUAUGUUUGUGUUUUUGAAGCUAAAGUGUACUGAAUAAUUGCUCACCUGCCUGUUUUAACUUGUACUGUUUGAUCUUUGUCAGUCUGAAUGAAUUCAAGAUACUUUUUGUUCCUGUUAUUUGGAGGAAGAUAUUUACUGGUUGUUUUAAAGUCUGAUGUACAUUUUCAUCUCUGAGUUACUUAUUUGCCAAGGCCCUCUUCCCCUCAGAUUUCACUGGAAGGUGUGCGGGUUUAGAGGGCUGCCUUUGCAGCAGCAUCUCCUCCUAGCCCUGGAACCCCAUGGAACUCCCUCUACAAGUACUCUGCAGGAUUUGGAGGGAUGGUAGUGGCAAGAGCUUGUCCUCAUCACGUUCUCCCCUUCCCAGGCUAUGGAUAUCUGAACCUGUGCUGAUGCUGCUAGUAGUGGCCCCAGGUCUGCACCUGUCUCUGCCAGGGGGUUUUAUGCAGGCCAGGGAACCUGAAAGCUAUGCUGUCAGGGGAGAGGGAGGACCAGGACCUCUGAGGAACUGUGGAUUUCCUUCCUCAGGGACCAUGGAGAUCUGUGGGGUCAGAGGCUCCACUCCCUGUCCUCAAACACCUCCCUCAAGGGAAGAAUGCCAGGAAACUCUUAGCCUGCAAGGUGCUGAGCAGCCUACCUCCCACUGACUUCACGGGGAAUUGAGGGCACUCAGCACUUUGCAAGAACAAGCCUUCUGCAAGGUCAGCCUGGCAGACUUUCCUGGGCCACCUGUACCUUUUGCCAUGGGUAUUUUGGCAGGAGAGGAAGAGUAGGUUUUAAGCAGUUUAAAGCUGCCUCUGUGGAGAGGUAAGAGCAAGAUGGAGCUAUCACAAAAAGUGUGACACAUUCUGGCUUAUUACAUGGCUUAUAAACAUCAUCUCUCUUCUCUUAAUGUGCAUGUGCAAUCUUUUGUUAAAUGAGCUCUUGAAAGCAGCAGUAUGCUCUGAAAGUUAGUCUAGUCUUUACGUGUGGAAAGAGCUUUGCUCUUUUAAUUACCUUUUAGGGUAAAGGAUGUUUUGAAGUCUCCAUUUUGCAUAUGAUUAUUCAUUACAGCCAAAUAAUUAUUUAAAUGAAAAAUAUCUAGGGUUUGCUUUCAAAAACCAAGGUUUAAAAGAUUUUUAACUCAGCUCAUGCUUUUAAACACAUACAUUCUCUAUUAUUUAGAAGACUGAUGUUGGCUUAAAUUUGGAUUUUUGCAUAAAACUUGGAGCAAGACGAAAAACUGCAGUGAAGACAUUUGUGUAUGUUUUUAAAAUAACAGCAUGAAAAGUAGUUAGGGUCUAAAAGAUUCGCAAAACUGCAGCGGCUACUAAAAGAAACUGAGGGCCCAAUCCUGUGUCACUGAAAUCCAAUGGAGAUUUGUCAUUUAUUUCAAUGGGAGCAGAAUUGGGUCCUUGUUUAAAGAACACUUACGCUUGCUACCAGUUUUCCUUUUUUCAUAGCUUCACCACGUUGGCCUGAUCCUGCAGAUGCUCUGAAUGUAGAACUGCUAUUGACUUUGGCGAUAGUUCUGCUUGUGGGCUGGCUGCCGAACUGAUCCUGAUGCUAAGAAAUCUCUCUAUCCUUUGAAGGGUUAUGCUUGUAUUUAACUUUAUGUAUAUGAGUUGUCUUAUUGGAGUUAGUGGGCCUACUCACAUACCCUGAAGUAAAGUGUGUGUGUACAAGUUUUUGCAGGAUCAGGGCCAAAAUUAUUUAAUGUAUAAAUGAUGCAGGCAUGGGAAUAAAUGGUAUACAAUUUGUUUUAAAUGGUCAUUUAAAUAUACUGGGGCCUCUUUGUUUAAGUAACUUAAACAGUGGGUGCUCAUUU